Messenger RNA from Funneliformis geosporum, 291 nucleotides. The record is from the annotation of a GenBank genome assembly. NCBI's taxonomy places the organism in Eukaryota, Fungi, Glomeromycota, Glomeromycetes, Glomerales, Glomeraceae.
CUAUUGAUUCCUUAUCUAAAAUGCAAUUAAGUUCUACAUCAAGAAAAAAUCAGCGUGAAAAAAAAGCUAUAUCAUCAAUUCAUAGGGAUAAUAUUAUAAAAAAGCUUUUAAAAUAUCAGAAUAAUGCAAUAGUUGCAAAUAUUAAUGAUUAUUAUAACAUUCAUGGCUUAAGAAUGCCAACAACUACCUCCACUAAACAAUUUCUUUAUUCUGAAGAAGAUUUACUUAACAAUUUAACUAUUCAUUGCUAUAAUAUAGAUAUUCAUGAAAAACGGAAAGAUCAACAACUUA